AUGGAGGAGUUGGACGUUGAGCCGGCCAUCACCGAAGCAGUGAAGACAGAGACCAACGAACACAUAAACCUGAAGGUGGCAGAUCAGGAUGGCUCUAUAGUGCAGUUCAAGAUUAAAAGACACACACCGCUCAUCAAACUCAUGAAGGCCUACUGCGAUCGACAGGGACUGUCCAUGAGGAAAAUCGGGUUCAGAUUUGAUGGACAGCCAAUAAAUGAAACAGACACACCAUCGCAGUUGGAAAUGGAAGAUGAAGAUACAAUUGACAUGUUUCAACAACAGACGGGAGGCCUCAUUUAAUCCACUGCAUUGUUCACCAUUUUCCUUUUCAACACAACCAAGCUUUCCCGCCUGCGAGACACAGCGACUGCUUCUUUGACACUUGUCCCGUUAU
Molecule: messenger RNA, 394 nt
Organism: Gymnodraco acuticeps
Lineage: Eukaryota; Metazoa; Chordata; Actinopteri; Perciformes; Bathydraconidae
Product: small ubiquitin-related modifier 2-like
Exons: 1
Coding region: 1-300 (99 amino acids)
Biological process (GO): protein sumoylation
Cellular component (GO): nucleus
Molecular function (GO): protein tag activity; ubiquitin-like protein ligase binding
Source: RefSeq, a predicted model, not a curated record